GAUUAAAGGCUGGGUGUAACGAUGGGGAGGGAAGCAGGCAGGAAGGAGGGAUCACCAAGAGCAGACCCGUCGGAAAUCGUGAGGCUCUCCCGACUUUGACUCGUUGGCAAGCAAAGUUCCCUUUGUGAUCGUGGAGCCUGGACUGGGCGCCCAGUGGGGCUGCUGCCAGGAGGAGAAAUCUUUUUGAUCUCCGCUUCCUCCUGUGUGCCCGACCGACGGGAAGACUGUAUGUCACCGACUCCCUGGACUCAGCCCUCUGAGGUAGCCCCGGAGGGUUCCAGCGAUUAACUCCCAAACUGCCGGACACUUUAGUCUGCCAGCCAUCUGCCAAUUUUUGUCCCAGCUCAGUGCAUCCUGUUGAAAGAGAGGGAAUGGCUACGGCAGAGCCACCUCAGCAGUUGGACAUGCCUGAGGAAGAUGAAAAAUGGGAGAAAACAUUGUGUUUGCCUGACCCUGGUGAAGCAUCCCUCAUGACUGAUACUGAAGUAGGGAAAGAAGAAGGCUGUGCACCAUCCCCAGGAUCCCUACAUUCUUCUGGGAAGGCCCAAUCAGAAGGUGAAGAAAUGUCCCGGGGACUCUAUCGCCAGUGCACAGAGGAAGCUGAGAGCCCAAGAAACAGCGGCCAGCCAGAUGAUGACAACAGCUGGGAUUCCCAGGAGGUCCUUGUGAGCUCCCCUUGCUCAGUCACAUCUCACCCAGAGAGUGAGAAUGAGGAAGAGAAACCAGAGAUUGUGGAGUCGUGCAUGGCCUUGUUGGGAGCCUGUGAAAGGAGUAUGUCUUCAGAUGUUAAGGAAAGGAAAGCCCAAGAGAAGCAAGAUAAAGGCUACUUUGGAGGGAGGUGGACUGGCCCUUCUCCCUACAUGGAGGUUCUUGGCAACACUCAAGACUCUGUGAUCCACCAAGGACCCAGCACCCAUCACAAGGUGGCCAGACCCCCCAACCUCAUUAGCCGCCAGAAACUGCACGGGAGCAAGAAGCUCCAUCAGUGUGCUGACUGCGGGAGAGGCUUUGGCAUCAUCUCAAACCUCAUCCGCCACCAGGGGACCCACAUGGGAGAAAAACCCUACAGAUGUCCCGACUGUGGGAAAGGAUUUGGUCACAGCUCAGCCCUGAUCACUCAUCGGCGUAUCCACACUGGGGAGAAGCCAUACAUGUGCAACGAAUGUGGGAAAAGCUUCAACGUGGUGUCUAACCUUCUGCGCCAUCAAAGGAGCCACACAGGAGAGAAGCCUUACCAAUGCCCCGACUGUGGGCGUUGUUGCAGCCAAAGGUCCCACUUGAUCACCCACCGGCGCCUCCACACAGGAGAGAGGCCUUAUCAGUGCCUAGAGUGUGGCAAGAGCUUCAAUGUCAGCUCUGACCUGAUCAAACACCGGAGAAUCCACACAGGUGAAAAGCCCUACGAGUGCUGUUACUGUGGAAAGCGCUUCAGUGGCAGUUCCAACCUCAUCACGCAUCAGAGACUUCAUACAGGUGAAAAGCCCUAUGUCUGCCCUGAGUGUGGCAAAAGCUUUACUAUCAGCUCCAAGCUGAUCUCUCAUCAGAGAGUCCACACAGUGGAGAAACCCUACGAUUGCACAGACUGUGGGAAAAGUUUCAGUGAGCGGCCCCGCCUGACCAGGCACCAGCAGAGUCCCUACCGCGGGGAGAAACGCUUCAAGUGUGCUGACUGUGAGAAGAGCUUCACUACCAGCUCCUAUCUUAUCACCCACCAACGCACCCACACGGGGGAGACCCCUUACAUCUGUGGGGACUGUGGGAAAAGCUUCACAGUCAUCUCCAACCUGGCCAGGCACCAGAGAAUCCACACGGGUGAGAAGCCCUAUCAGUGCCCCGACUGUGGAAGGAGCUACAGCCAACGUGCCCACUUGACAACACACCUGAGAGUUCACACAGGAGAGAAGCCUUAUGUCUGUUCAGACUGUGGAAAGAGUUUCAACGUCAAUUCAUCCCUCACUAAGCACCGGAGAAUCCACACAGGUGAGAAGCCCUACAUGUGCCCUGACUGCGGGAAAACUUUCAGCCAGAGCUCCAAUGUCAUCACUCAUCGGAAGCUCCACCAUGGAGAUAGCCUCCUUGGUGGCCCCAUUAGGAUCCUUCAGAUCAAGUAGAACGUCCCAUCUCUACCUAAUACCAUUAAGUACUCAGGUGGAACUUGUAUUUCAUCACCUAUCAGAGCCUCCAACUGAGCUGGAAUCCUUUCAUGUUUCAUGAGCUGCUUCAGCCAGCCUGUUCUGCUCAGUACACAUAUGGGCUGGAACCCUGGAUCCUAUGGAGACUUCAAAGAAGGCUUUCAUCCCAGCUCAUUUUGUCUUUCUAGAUCAGAAGAGAAUCCACUUAUAAGAGUAAACUCUUUUUGCUCAAAUGAUGCAUGGAGAAAAUGCAGUCAGUGUUCAAGCAUCACAUACCAUACUGGAGACUCUCUUACCCAUUCCCACAAAGAAGCAGUUAUCCUUAAGCUUCAGAAAGAAAGCGCUGUAGCACCUUUUGAACUUCCUGGAACAUCCUCGUUGUCAUUUCUGCAAAUUAGGAUGCACAGCUGACCCCAAACAGCUAGUAGGACCCUGUGAAUCUGAAGCACGGCUUCAGAUAACUGUGGUCCCUGGCUGUUCAGAUAACUGAAAAAGACCUUCCAGUAAAAAUAACCCUGGGUUUUAUGCCCCAAAACUGUUUGCCAAACCUCAACAGGACAAAGAUUCCUUGGCACAUUUUCAGGGUGGGGAGUAAUGGGGAAUGUUCCGACUUUGGUGCCUGACAU
Molecule: messenger RNA, 2758 nt
Organism: Rhineura floridana
Lineage: Eukaryota; Metazoa; Chordata; Lepidosauria; Squamata; Rhineuridae
Product: zinc finger protein 883-like
Exons: 5
Coding region: 372-2111 (579 amino acids)
Biological process (GO): regulation of transcription by RNA polymerase II
Cellular component (GO): nucleus
Molecular function (GO): DNA-binding transcription activator activity, RNA polymerase II-specific; RNA polymerase II cis-regulatory region sequence-specific DNA binding
Source: RefSeq, a predicted model, not a curated record